AUGGACAACACAUCAAUCAUCAAUCACUACAUGCACCAAUCUUUUGAAUAUGCCUGUGCAAGUUGUCUCAAAAUUUUUCCAUUAGCUGACGAGCUGCAGAAACAUUUGAUGGAGGCCCACGCUCAUCACCUCUACAAAUGUUCUCUCUGCAAACUUGUCUUUGAUUCCAAAGUGGACAUACAGGUUCACUUCGCGGUUAAGCAUAGUAACGAAUGUACCGUCUUCAAAUGCACCCGAUGUCCUGAUCUCAAAUUCCGAUCUGAAGUAGAAUGGCAGCUGCAUGUGAAAUUUUACCACUUGGGACUCUCCAAGCCCUACCGAUGUCUCUUUUGUAAAGACAGUUUUUUAACAGAGUCAGAACUGCUGGUUCACAUUUCUAUGCACGAAAAACAAUUUGUUUGUUCCAUUUGUGAUGAAUCCUUUCUUGUCGAAUACUUGCUGGACAAACAUCUGGAGUUACAUCAUUCUUCUAACUCCGUCAACGCUGAAAUGGUUAAUAAAAAUAAAUUUAGUAUAAAACGUAAUAAAUUUUUUAUAGCGCUCCAUCCGAUCGUUAUGGCUGAGGACGCCAAGUAUUCUCCGUCGUCUGUUUCUUCAAAGCCAUCUUCUUCGCCAAAAUGUAGGAAACAAUUCAAGUGCCAGGUUUGUGAAUUAAAAUUUUGUGGAGAAAGCAAUGUAAACAAGCACAUGCUUCGUGAACAUAACAUCGACGUAAACUGCCACAACGUCUCUGCCUCAGCCGCUCCAGAACCCUCCACAAGUUUCUCAAAUGAAAAAAGUUCCCAAGUUUGCGUCUACUGUAAACAGACAUUCAAGAGCAAAUUGGAUUUGGACAAACACAUGAAGCUGCAUCAUAUUUUGCCGAGCAAUCAGAAAUGUAACAUUUGCGAUGAAGUCUUUUCCAGUUCUGUUGUUCUGGCCGAACACAAACUAACACAUUGCAAGGUCGUACAGAGUAAUUUGUGCACAGUGUGCAAGAUCGUCUUAAAAAAUGAGGAAGAUUAUUUUUCUCAUUGCCAUGAACAUAGUUCGCAAGGAACGAACAUGCAGUGCAUAAUUUGUCGCCAAACUUUGUCCUCUGCUCUUGAAAUGCACCUCCAUGGCAAACACCACUUUCAAGCAACACAAGAGUUCAAAGAAAAAAAGGAGCGUUGUGAUUUGUGCUCAUCUUAUAUUAACAGCAAUGAUAAGAUACCCGAUUUGUCUAAUUCAUUGUUCAAAAACAAGAUGAACGUCUGCAUUAAAUGUUAUAAAAUGGAGUAUGCCGAUUUCACGCAAUCACUGACGUCUCCACAAGAUCAGACGAACCACAAAAACUUGAAAUCCUAUCAAUGCAUUAAAUGCCAAGAAUCAUUCCAUUCUGAAUAUGAAAUCCAGCUGCAUGUUGCAAGCCACGUAAUCGCCGAAGGAAAUGUUCAUAAAUGCAACUUAUGCGCUAGAAAAUUUGAUUCUCCAGCAAAAUUGCAGCUACACUUAGUGGAACAUUCAUUUGAGGACUGUGAUCAAAUGCUUUGCUAUCUGUGCAAUGAAAGUUUUGAACAAGCAUGCGACAUCCAGCAACACAUGUUAACAAAUCAUGGUAUAUCAUCGAAAAAGUACUUUUGCAACCUCUGUUCUCUCAAAUAUUUCUUUUCUGCUGAACUUUUGAACCACAGGAUUUCCUACCACAAUCACGACAUUUCUCCAUCUUCUUCGUUCGAUUUUCAAGAACCUGUAGAUGGUAACAGUGGUUUAGAUAACAGUUUUAAAUCUGAACACCAAAAAAAUAAUUUAAACUCAGUCACCUUGCUGCAGUCGCAUAAAAUAGAAAAAUCAAUUAGCGAUGACUUGCAGAUCAGUUACACUCAAGAUUAUGACAACAAACUGAGAAGUGGAUUUCCUGAUUUUAAUUUUAAACCUUCAUCUAAAGAUUCCAAAGGACGUUCGUCCGUACCUGUCACUACUGGUCAGUUGGAAGCAUUCGUCGUUGUAAAUAAACUUUAA
Molecule: messenger RNA, 1983 nt
Organism: Helobdella robusta
Lineage: Eukaryota; Metazoa; Annelida; Clitellata; Rhynchobdellida; Glossiphoniidae
Exons: 5
Coding region: 1-1983 (660 amino acids)
Biological process (GO): regulation of transcription by RNA polymerase II
Cellular component (GO): nucleus
Molecular function (GO): DNA-binding transcription factor activity, RNA polymerase II-specific; RNA polymerase II transcription regulatory region sequence-specific DNA binding
Source: RefSeq, a predicted model, not a curated record